This is a messenger RNA of Closterium sp. Naga37s-1, 1005 nucleotides long. The record is from the annotation of a GenBank genome assembly. Lineage: Eukaryota; Viridiplantae; Streptophyta; Zygnematophyceae; Desmidiales; Closteriaceae.
AUGGGCCUCGGAACCUGGGCGUGGGGAAAUAAGUUCCUGUGGGGUUAUGACAAGGCGAUGGACGAGGAGCUUAAGGAGGUAUUUGACCUGGUCGUGUCGCGCGGGAUUAAUAUCUUCGACACUGCUGACUCGUACGGAACUGGAGCGCUUAGCGGCCGCAGUGAGCAGCUACUGGGCCAAUUCAUCAAAGAGUACCCUGGCAGUGACAAGUACCGCAGUGACAUCCGCAUUGCCACCAAGCUUGCCGCGUAUCCCUGGCGCCUCACCCCCGGACAGAUGGUGGGCGCCUGCAGGGCAUCACUGGAUCGCCUGGGCUUGGAGAAGCUCGCGAUAGGCCAGCUGCACUGGUCUGCUGCCAACUAUGCUCCGUUGCAGGAGAGGGUGCUGUGGGAUGGGCUCGUCGCUAUGUACGAGGAGGGCUUGGUGGAGUGCGUGGGAGUGAGCAACUACGGCCCACAGCAACUCGAGCGAAUCUACACAUACCUGCAGGAACGGGGAGUGCCACUUGCUUCGGCACAGGUGCAAUUUUCCCUCCUGAGCUCGGGUGAAGAGCAGGACGAUCUGCUGGCCUUCUGUGAGGCCAAUGGCAUCCGCGUUAUAGCAUACUCCCCUCUCGCUCUCGGCGUGCUCUCGGGGAAAUACAGUGCUGACAACCUGCCGCAAGGCCCAAGGUCCAUGGCCAAGGGCUUGGUGGCGAUCAACUGGUGCAUGGCCAAGGGCAUUGUUCCCAUUUCAGGAGCCGAGACUGUUAACCAAGCAGACAAGCUGCUUACGUGUGUUUUACUAUCGUGCAUGGCCCCCCCAUUCGCCUUGCUACAGGUGGCGAUCAACUGGUGCAUGGCCAAGGGCACAGUUCCCAUCCCAGGAGCCAAGACCGUCGAGCAAGCCAAGGAAAAUUUAGGAGCGCUUGGCUGGCGGCUGUCGUCCAAUGAGGUUGCAGCUUUGGAUGACGCUGCUGCUGAGGUGCCACGGCCAAUGAUCCAAAAUAUCUUCCAAACCAAGUGA